This is a messenger RNA of Zygotorulaspora mrakii, 4602 nucleotides long. It is a transcript of the gene GDB1, whose product is annotated as bifunctional 4-alpha-glucanotransferase/amylo-alpha-1,6-glucosidase. Gene Ontology annotation, biological process: glycogen biosynthetic process; glycogen catabolic process. NCBI's taxonomy places the organism in Eukaryota, Fungi, Ascomycota, Saccharomycetes, Saccharomycetales, Saccharomycetaceae. Gene Ontology annotation, molecular function: 4-alpha-glucanotransferase activity; amylo-alpha-1,6-glucosidase activity. The record is from RefSeq and is a predicted model, not a curated record. The transcript has a single exon. Bases 1 to 4602 code for a protein of 1533 amino acids.
AUGGCUGUCGAUAGGACAUUGUUGUUGCGGCUGCGCGACAAUGGUGAGCCACUUGCAUCGUGUUCUUACGGUCAGGGAGUGUUGACUCUGCCAUCAUUACCUCUGCCAGAGGGCAGUGUGGAGGGCACACCUUUGUUUACGGUUAGAUUGACAAUUGGUGCUGGCUCGCCAAUAUCUAGGGAUGGACUGGUUUGGACAAACUGCACACCGGACUACAAAACGGAGUUUGAUAGGAACAAAUUUUACAAGAAAGUGAUACAAUCUUCUUUCCACAGGGAUUGUGAUAUAGAUUUGGACGUUUAUAGGCCAGGGUCCUUCUGCUUCUACCUAUCGUUUAGAAAUUCCAAGGACCAGUUGGAAACUACAAGAAAAUUUUAUUUUAUUGUCCCCCCAAUUCUGCAUAUCAAUGGCAAACUUCUUCAAUUGAAUGCAAUUGCAGCACAAAGUGUUGUUUCUAAAUGGAUGGGUGAAGAUUGGGAUAAAGUCUUUGCUAGAAUUGCUGCAAAAGGGUACAAUAUGAUUCAUUUUACGCCUUUACAGCAGAGAGGUGAAUCGGAUUCACCUUAUUCCAUUUACGAUCAGUUACAAUUUGAUACCAAUGUUUUUAAGGAUAAUCAAGAUGUUCCUGUGAUGAUGCAAAAUCUGAGGGAAAAGUACAAUAUGCUUUGUUUGACAGAUAUUGUAUUCAAUCAUACGGCCAAUAACUCAGAUUGGCUAAGAGAUCAUCCAGAUGCAGGUUACAACCAUGUAACAGCACCUCAUUUAAUCUCAGCUAUUGAGUUGGAUGCUGCACUACUGAAAUUUAGUUCUAGUUUGAAAAAAUUAGGCUAUCCUGUCGAUUUGAAGUCAACAAAUGAUUUAUUUAAAAUAAUGGAUGGAAUUAAAAUUCAUGUGUUGGGGAGCGGAAAGUUUUGGGAAUUUUAUGUUGUUGAUGUUGAAUCGACUCUACAACUUAUCGCAAAGAUGUGGAAUUCCAAGAUUUCUUCGUGUGGUGAUGAAGUUAAAUUACCGCAAGGUAUAGCUUCUGACGAUUUUGUUGGACUUGCGCGAUUUGUUCGUGAUAACGUUAGUAAAUCACCGUUCGGAGUAUUGGGUGAACGUAAUGCGAAUAAGAUUGAUGUUUGCAAAUUUAUUACUCUACUAAAAUCACUCUAUGGCGAUGAAAUCAGCACUGAUAUUUUGGAAAACGCUCGUAAAAUUGUAGAUGAAGUUAACUCACCAUUAUAUGAGGAAUACGAUGAUGACGUAAGUGAAAUUUUGGAGCAGCUGUUCAAUCGUAUUCAGUAUUUGAGACUUGAUGAAAAUGGGCCAAAACAAGGACCUAUAAAUGACAGAUUUCCAUUAAUUGAGCCGUAUUUUACUCGUUUCCAAGCAAAUGAUGGACAGAAUUAUGCACUUGCGAAUAAUGGUUGGAUUUGGAACGGAAAUCCGUUAGUAGAUUUUGCAUCAGAAAAGUCAAGAGCCUACCUCCGCAGAGAAGUUAUUGUGUGGGGUGAUUGCGUCAAGUUAAGAUAUGGUAGAGGUCCAAGCGAUUCUCCAUAUUUGUGGGAAAGAAUGUCAAAGUAUAUUGAAAUGAAUGCCAAAAUUUUUAAUGGUUUCAGAAUAGAUAACUGUCACUCUACUCCAUUACAUGUGGGUGAGUAUUUCUUGGAUUUGGCACGGAAAACUAAUCCUAAUCUCUACGUAGUUGCUGAAUUAUUCUCCGGUUCAGAAGAAAUGGAUUGUUUGUUUGUUGAGAGACUUGGGAUCUCUUCUUUGAUAAGAGAGGCAAUGCAAGCUUGGUCGGAGGGUGAAUUGUCUCGUUUAAUUCACAAGCAUGGGGGCCGACCAAUUGGCUCUUACAAGUAUGUUCCAUUGGAUGAUUUCCCUUACAAAUCAGAUAUUGAACUUACCGAGGAAUAUUGCAAUUGGGAUCCCAGUAGUCGUUCGAUGAAGUGUGUCUCUGAAAUUAAAAUUCCAAAAAUUUUAGCAGCAGCUCCUCCUCAUGCAUUACUUAUGGAUUGCACACACGAUAAUGAAACACCUUAUCAGAAAAGAACUGUCGAAGAUACAUUGCCCAAUGCUGCUCUGGUUGCUUUUUGCUCAACGGCAAUUGGGUCAGUUUAUGGUUACGAUGAAAUUUACCCCCAUCUGCUCAAUCUCGUUCAAGAAAAAAGACAUUAUGACCUUGAGCAGAACAAUGGAAUCGGGAAAGUCAAAGCCAUCUUAAACAAGAUUAGGCUCGACACUAGCAAUGUCAGUACAGAUAUUGAAGACGGAGAAAAGCACGUUCAUCAUGAAGAUCAAUAUAUAACGUUUCAUCGUACUAAUGCUAAAACUGGAAGUGGAUGGUAUCUCAUCGCUAGAACCAAAUUCAAUGAAAAUUUGCCUGAGCAGCAUUUGCCUAAUAUUCAGCUUUCUCAAACAUCUUGUCAAUUCAAACAUGCUUUUUCGCUUAAAAAAGUCGGCGAUGUACCGACGAGCGACGAGAAACUUCAGGGUAUACCUGUGGAACUUGUGGAAUUGGAUGGGUUCAAGGUUGAGUACGAGGAAGACUCUAGUACUGCUACAAUCUCAAUUCCCGAAUAUUUUCCACCGGGGUCGAUAGCUAUUUUCCAAACGCAACAUAAAGGUAUUGAUGAGAAUUUGGAUCAUUUCAUCAGGUAUGGGGCGGUAAAGGCAACAUCUGAACUAACUCUGGAAUCCGUCAACUCCGUGCUCUAUCGUUCGGAGCCAGAAGAAUUUGACAUUACUCAAGGUCGUAAUGGAUCAUACGAUAUACCGGGCUACGGCAAAUUAGUGUAUUGCGGUCUGCAAGGUUGGGUUUCUGUCUUGAGAAAUGUCAUUUUUACUAACGACUUGUCCCACCCUAUUAGUGAAAACUUGCGAAACGGGUUUUGGGCCUUCGAUUAUGUUAUCAAUAGAUUGGAUUUUUAUAGAGAAGAUACUGGUGUUUCUCACAUUCAGGAGUGGUUACGGGCAAGACUGAAUAGGGUAAGAGAACUUCCUUUUUAUUUGGCUCCAAGCUACUUUGCACUGAUCAUAGGUAUUUUGUAUGGUUGUUGCCGCUUGAAAGCAAUGCAACUCAUGCCUGUUAAUAUUGGUAAAUCUACCCUUUUCGUGCAAGGUCUGUCUCUGACCUCAGUUCAAAUGGUCUCGAAGAUGAGGUCAACUUCAAUAUUGCCCGGUGAAAAUGUGCCAGCAAUGGCUGCAGGUCUCCCUCAUUUCAGCAUCAAUUAUAUGAGAUGUUGGGGAAGAGAUGUUUUUAUUUCACUGAGGGGACUGUUAUUAACCACAGGAAGGUAUGAAGAUGCCAAGGCCCACAUUUUGGCUUUUGCAAAGACUUUAAAACAUGGUCUAAUUCCUAAUUUACUUGACGCUGGUAGAAACCCCAGGUAUAAUGCUCGUGAUGCAGCCUGGUUUUUCUUACAAGCUAUUCAAGAUUACAUUGAUAUUGUACCCAAUGGCGAAGAGAUAUUGAAAGAGAAGGUCAAUAGAAGAUUCCCACUUGAUGAUACGUAUAUUCCAGUUGACGAUCCUUCAGCUUUCAGCUACAGUAGUAGCCUGGAAGAGGUGAUAUAUGAAAUAUUCAGCAGACAUGCCAAGGGAAUAAAGUACAGAGAGGCAAAUGCGGGGGCCAAUCUCGAUAGGGUCAUGAAAGACAAUGGUUUCAACGUUGCUAUCCACGUUGAUUGGUCAACUGGACUUAUUCAUGGUGGCUCUCAGGAUAAUUGCGGGACAUGGAUGGAUAAAAUGGGUGAAAGUGAGAAGGCUGGCUCGGUCGGUGUACCGGGAACUCCGAGGGAUGGUGCUGACGUUGAAAUCAAUGGACUGCUGAAAAGUGCAUUAAGGUUCGUCAUUGGGCUAAAUAAGUCGGGAAAGUUCAAAUUUACUGAUGUUGGAAAAAAUGACGGCUCCAGAAUAAGUUUCAUUGAGUGGGACAAAUUGCUGGGGGAAAAUUUCGAGAAAAAGUUUUAUAUACCGGAGGAUGAAUCUGACGACUGUAACUUUGACAUUGAUAAGACUAUUGUCAAUAGAAGAGGUAUUUAUAAAGAUGUGUACAAAACCGGGAAACCGUAUGAGGAUUAUCAGUUGAGACCAAAUUUCUUGAUUGCAAUGACUGUUGCUCCUGAAUUGUUUACACCCAAAUAUGCCAUUAAAGCGAUCGAUAUAGCGGAUAGGGUGAUAAGAGGACCGAUAGGCAUGCGAACAUUGGAUCCUAGCGAUUACAACUACAGACCGUAUUACAACAACGGUGAAGACUCUUCAGAUUUCGCCACUUCGAAGGGCAGAAACUAUCAUCAAGGACCUGAAUGGGUCUGGUUGUAUGGUUAUUUCCUAAGGGCUUUCCAAAAAUUCCAUUUCAUGACCAAUCCUCGGGCUCAAAACAACUCAAAGACCAAGCCAUCAUCCUACCUGUAUCAGGAACUGUAUUCCCGGAUGGUUAAACAAUCAGAAUGGCUUCUGGACAGUCCAUGGGCCGGCAUCACAGAAUUGACAAAUAAAGAUGGAUCUUUUUGUAAUGACUCAAGUCCGACACAAGCUUGGAGUACAGGGUGCUUGCUGGACCUAUUCUACGACCUCUGGAGCGCAUAUGAGGAGAAUGACGACGAUUCUGCUUAG